Phycomyces blakesleeanus NRRL 1555(-) is the source of this 1972-nucleotide messenger RNA. RefSeq lists its product as hypothetical. NCBI's taxonomy places the organism in Eukaryota, Fungi, Mucoromycota, Mucoromycetes, Mucorales, Phycomycetaceae. Bases 1 to 1590 code for a protein of 529 amino acids. Gene Ontology annotation, biological process: endocytosis; actin cortical patch assembly; actin cortical patch localization. Gene Ontology annotation, molecular function: Arp2/3 complex binding. Gene Ontology annotation, cellular component: actin cortical patch. The record is from RefSeq and is a predicted model, not a curated record. The transcript has 6 exons.
AUGGACACGGUUAUUGAGUAUUACUUUGAUGAUGUUUCUAGUUUCUAUGCUGAACUCGAUGAUUUACUUGGUCAGCCGCACAAAGAUGAAGCAGAUGCCGAACGAAUCGCUAGCAAAUACCUCUGGUUUAUGGUUCGAUUCCAACAGGACUUUAUUCAAACGACGCAGGAAUUGGCCAUGGUUGCAUACAAGCUCCUUGAUUCAAACCUCUUUCUUGAAUACAGCACAACAAUCCUCAGCCACCUCCUGCAUGCACAUGCGCUUGUUCUUGAUGCUUCUGACCAACAAGAAGAGCUCUACUUUAGCUACUCGCUGCUCUUCUACGCCGGCAAAGAAGAUGUCCGGUGGAUGAAAUACAUUGUGUCCGAAGCACGUAUCAACAAGCAGAACCAAUUGUUCCGCAAGAUGAUGUCAGAACUAGAGAAUCCGAUGAGCACCUCAAAAAUGAUAGGUGUAUUGCUUUCAUUGACAUUUGAGAUGUGCAAGGUAACCAAACUUCGAAAACUAGACCGAGAUAUGAUUACGGAUUCAUUGCUCAAUUAUAUGUUUGAUAUUGUUGAAUCAACUCGGGGGGAUGAAGAGGAAUCUUUCAAUUAUCAAGUAAUUCGAUUGAUCCUUGUGUUUAAUGAGCAAUUCAUGAUGUCUCUAAAGAACUCGAGUGAAAAUCUGGUAUUAAAAGUGCUUUCGAAACGUGUGGGGACAACCAACACGUUUAGUGAGAAUCUCUUUUUUAUGCUCAAUCGAUCCAAUGAUGGCUGUGUUCAACUCUUGAUUCUCAAGCUACUCUAUGGUGUAUUUACCGAACCAUCUCUUCACGAGUAUUUCUACACCAACGAUCUCUUUGUACUUGUGGACAUUAUCCUAAGAAAGGUGUGCGACCUUGGCGAAGAUAGAGAAGCAGAAGCGCUUCGGGAUGCACAUUUGCGUGUCCUGAGACCUUUGUUGGUCAAUACUCAGCUCAGGGAUACACCUUAUAAACGAGCAGAAAUUCAUCGCCUGCUAUGUUCCUUGAUCACGCCGGCCCUGCACCGUCCUGUCGACCCAGCCACCAAAAGUUUGGUCAAGAAGAUUCUGGAGGAGUGGUGGGAACAGGUGUGUGAACAGCCAGUGGCACCUGUCCUGGGAGUCCAUGUAAAGAAUGCGGUGAUUGAAGGCGGUGGCGGUGAUUCGGCCAAUACAGCAGUUCUUUGUUCAUCACCUUUACCAAAUCCAUCGCCUGGUGUAAAUGUAAAUCCAAAGGAAAAUACCAAUACUACCACCACCACCACUACUACUACUACUACUACUGCUGCUGCUGCUGCUACUACUACUACCAACAAAACAACAACAAGAUCAUCAUCAUACUCUUCUUCCUCUUCAUCAGCAUCAGCAUCAUCAUCGACAUCAACAUCAUCAUUAUCAUUAUCAUUAUCAUUAUUAUGUACUUCUGACAGUCAACGGCAAAUGACAAAUUCACCAGGAGGGUCUGAAAUCAGUUCAAUUGAUGGGAAAAUUGGGACAGAACCAUCAGAAUCAGAUAAAGGUGAAGACAGAGCCUUGGAUUCUUCUGGUGAUCUCAAGACUCAAGAGAUUGUCUGUGCAGGAGCCUAAACAAAAAAAAAAGGAAAAAGAAGAACACGCACGCACGCACAAAUAAACAAGCAAACAAACAGUCAGUCAGUCGGGCAACCACAACCACAAUCACAAUCACAAUCACAAUCACAGCAGCAGAAAUAGAGUGGCAAUAAUACUGACAAUGAUGAUAUAUAUAUAUAUAUAAAGAUUGAAUUACUACUACUUACUACUUACAUUCACAUUGACAGUUUUACAGCAUUCAUUCAUUUGUUUAUAAAACUUUCGCACAUUUUAUCUAUAUAUUUUAUAUUAUAAAAUUCACUCAUAUUUUUUUAAAAAUAUUUUAAUAUUUUACACAUAGACAAGCAUUCAAUAAACAAAGAGUAAUAAAAUUCAUCAAACAUCAAAUUUGACCAUC